Eimeria maxima is the source of this 345-nucleotide messenger RNA. RefSeq lists its product as hypothetical. The transcript is spliced from 4 exons. Lineage: Eukaryota; Apicomplexa; Conoidasida; Eucoccidiorida; Eimeriidae. Bases 1 to 345 code for a protein of 114 amino acids. The record is from RefSeq and is a predicted model, not a curated record.
AUGCAGGGGCCCCCUCGUGUGGGGCGAGGAGGCCCCAGGGAAAAGGGAGGUAGUAUGCAGGGGGCCCCCAGCUCUGCCUGGGGACCUCCUGGGGCCCCAGGAGGAACCCUAGUGGGGCGCCGAACCCGGCAGCAGCAGCCGCAGCAGCACCAGCAGCAGCAGCAGCAGCACCAGCAGCAUGAAGCAGCAGAUAUAAUAGUCCCUUUAUUAGGGAGAGAAACAGGUGCCAGCAAAACCCUCAAGCAUAAAGAUUCUAAUAGGGGCAAUGGCCUCGUUAACAGGGUUAGUGACGGUAAUUGUUGCGCCAUUGACGGUAUUGGUGUAAUUGACUAUGAGAUUGAAUAA